GGAUUUACGAGGACACUCGGACAGGAAAUUGUCGUCUGAUUGAUCACGCCACGCAGAUAUUUUACUCGCACUCGCUCACGAUUUACGAUACGUCGCUUCAACCUCGCCCAAAACCAUACGAGAUUGUCCACCCCUUGUUACUUACAGCCUGAUCCCGGCAAAGUCCCUAUUUCCUAUCAAGUACCUACCUCGAUCUCCCACACAAGAUCAAACACAAAUCCUACGAAUUCACUGCACAGCGCUACUCUUCCUACUCUUACAACACAUAUCUGAACGCUUUGUUCUCCAUAUCAGUCUUGUCAUAGAAACCUUCCAGCUCUCCAUCGACAUUCUGAAUCUCACCACUCGCAAACGCUCCAUCUCUCUUCCUAUUCUCGUUCCACAUGUAGGUGCGCAGGCCAAGAUUGAAGCUGAUCUACAAUCACUAUGUCAGCAGUCAUUCGACAUUGCCCGCUGCAUGAAACUUACACUCAAUCCAAAACAGACCAGCAGCCCAGUAAUGGCGGACUCGUACACUGGUGCCUCCGAAGGGAAGAAGAUGUGAGGUCCGAUCAAAUUGCCGACGCCAAAGCACGCAAAUACCGCUGCAUUGACAAAUGAUCUUUUACUGUGACCCGCAAAGUUGGAAGCUGCGAGUGUCCAGCUGAACAAGUUUGUCACGCCGAAGAUGAAUUGCAGCCAAGUGCAGCCCAAAAGCGCCCAUUUGUGGUUUUCGGUCCGAGAGAUGAAGCGGAUGCCGAAGAGCCCCGCGACGUUGGGGAUGUUUGCGGCAAUCGAGAUCCAGAUGACGGUGUUGGCCGUCUUGGUGGCAAUGUAGCCCAAAAUCGGUUCGAUCACAGCGACAAAUGCACCAGUUGGCAUCUGGAGAAGGACUGUCUGGAGCGCAUUGAACCCAAAGCCCUCGAUCAAGGGCGAAGCAAACGCAGAGACGCUGGAGUUGCCUCGUCGAUGUUAGCCAGGGCGACUGAGUCGCAGCAAAGCCACUGUACUUACAGAUACCGUUCGUGAUUUGGAAGGCGCAAAGAAGCCACAGCUUGGGGUCGCGAAGUGCCUCUUUGAUCUGGUAAGGCUUGAUCUUCUUGUCCUUGAUUCCAAUCUUGUUGGUUGAGAUCCGGUGAAUGACGACCAACUUUUGACGACGGGUAAGCCACCGAGUCUCGGUGGGAGUAUUGGGGACGAAAUAGUAAAACACAGCGGCCCAGGCUGUCGUGAUGGCUCCGACGAACUGUUGAUGAUCAGACAAGGCUUCCGACAUGGACCUAGACACUACCACUCACCAAGAAGACGAGUUUCCAAUUUGAGAUGUUGCUGUGGCUAUUUCCGAGCCCGUACGACACGAUCGAAAGGACCACCACGCCACUGCCGAACGAUGACUGCCAGAAACUGUUUCGCACGGGCGUCUCUUCACGCUUGUAAAAUGAGGAGGUGAUGACCAUCAUGGUGGGCGUGAUGCCGACUUCCAGGCAACCUGGCACUAGUUUAGCUGAUAUGUCUCGCGUCUCGCGGUGACAACGACGUUGUUUUGCUUACCGAGAAGGAAACGGAGAACGGCAAAGCCUGCAAAGGAAUUGGCAACGCAACACAUGAAGGUCAGAACACCCCAAAGGAGGAUCAAGACAGUUGUAUAGGUCGCCACCGGGAGUUUCUGGAGAAGAAGGGUCGAAGGGUACGCCCACUAUAAGACAAGCCAAAGUAGUAGAUGCUAGCUAACCAGUUAUAGUCGCCCGGAGUCAUGCCCUAGGCCAACGGUUAGUUGUUGCCCGUGGACAUUAGAAUGGAACUCCUGUACAGUAUCCUCAAGGAUGCCGUAUGCAUACGCAUAUCCAAGCACAGCAUUGUCCAAGAACUGAAGAGCAUAUGUAAUGCAGAUUAUGGGCAUCAAGAUCCAGUCACAUCGAUGCCGAACAGCGGUGCUCUCUGCAUCAAGCUCCUCGACGGGAAUAGUUCGCAUCUCCUCGAACCAACCCAGAGCUAUGUCGACACCUUCUGGCACAACCUGCUCUAUACUUACUUGGUCAGACGCCGUAUUGGAAACAUCGGUGGCAGCAGCCUUUGCUUCUACGUUCUCGGGUUUUUCGGACAUGUUGAAGAGAGUCGAGGCGAGGAACGUGAACGGCUGUUGCAAGAAUGAUGAGUCAAGUCCGACCUGUGUCCGUAGGGUCAGGAGAGAUGAGUGGUCAUCUGUAGCUUUAUAGAUCGCACCUCGCACUGCCCAUGAGCUCUCGUUGACCGUCAGUCUUAUCUCGGCGACAUCUGAACAGCUUUUUGAUACCCCAGACGCUCCGAUUGAUAAGCCGUGUCACACGGCGCUAGAGAACGCUAGAAAGCCAGAAGUUCAACGAUAUCAGGUCCAAGCGACCUCUCCUAUCUUUCGAGGCUGUUAACGAGUAUGUGGCUUUCGGCUUGCGCUUUGUCAAUAGACGAUCUUUGAUUUGAGCCCGCUCGAAGGGUUGGCCCCGGGCAGGUAUCCGUAGAGCUUCCCCGGAAAGACAGUGGGCAUGGAAGGUCGAAAGUGGCAAGAAGGCUUCUGUCUGGAUUCCAUUCGGGAGUGUGGAAAUGGAGCAUCAAGCACAGAUCAUGGGUUUCUUCGCAGUGGAUGAUUUAGUGGGCGGCCGAGGAUGCUCUGUGGAGCUGUUUUCAUGCAAAGGGACCAAGAAAGCAGAAGUUUCGAAGGCUUCGAUUUUGGACGGCUCGCUAGGAUGGAUUGGGUUCCGCCAACACGGUUGACGGCAUCUCAAGCGCAAAAGGACCGUUUGAAGGUACAACCGAGCUGGUGACCCUCUUAUCAUGAGGCGUCUUCGGAGUUGAUCGAGGCAUCCUUGGGAGGUUUCGGAUGCUAGGCAUCCACGCGACACCCUUCUGGAACCGUCAGGUCCCUUACCAGGUAGCAAACACGACGAAUAGUUUGGGGAGGAUGACUCUACCUGUGUGCCCGCUGUAGGAUCCGUAACAAGAGCGAGCCCCUUGUACGUGCCUCGAAGCGACGAGCACUCACAGAUUUCCUUGGUAAGUGCUCCAAACAGCAGUCAAAAGGUAACAAAAUUUGCUUGCGCUCUUCACGAUGCUGGAAAUCUAUUGCAGUGGGAGCUCUUUUGAGGUCAGUGAUAUGUUUAAAACGGACUUAUGAUUGCAGACCUCAGUCUAAUCACCAUGGCCUCAACAUACAGAUCGGUCUUGAACAUGGCACAAACGCAAAGCCUCAAAUCCAGAGCACCAUCGCAUUCUAUACAGACCUAUUCCUGCGAAAGUGCAACUUGACCUGGCAGGCGGCGUGCAAUGAAGCUGAUAAGUUCACACCGCAUAUCCACGAGCGAUACCCUCAUCUUGAGAAUGAGAUGCAGGGGAUCGCAAAAGGUGCAGGCCUUGGGUACAAUGAAAUUCUAGCGUUGAAUGUCAGAUCGGAGCUGUUCUUUGGUGCUGCGCUGGACGGGUGUACGAGUCUAUCAUGGAAGACUGGCAAGGCGUCAUUUGUGGCACAAAACUGGGAUUGGAUGAAAGAACAGAAGGAGAAUCUUGUUCUUCUGAAAAUCGAUCAAGUCGGACAGCCUUCAAUCCAGAUGCUCACUGAGGCAGGCAUGAUUGGCAAGAUAGGCCUCAACUCAGCAGGUCUAGGGCUUUGCGUCAAUGCGAUACGGUGUGCUGGUAGUGAUCCCACACGUACUCCUAUCCACAUCAUGUGGCGUGUCGUCUUGGGAUGUACCUCGAUCAGCUCCGCUCUUGAAGCGAUCGACGCCACUGGAUGCGCGAGCGCCUGCAAUAUGCUAAUUGCCGAUCCAUCAGGCAGCAUAGGGGUGGAAGUAACGCAUCAAACGAUUCUCAAACUCGAGCCAGAUUCGGAGGGACGAAUCUUCCACAGUAAUCAUAUGCUGGAGAAACACCCGGGGACAGAGAUGCUGUGGGUCGAAGACAGCCUGAGUCGCGUUGCUAGAAUUCGGGAACUGGCUACGCAAAUAUCUGGUGAUGUCACUAAAGAGUCGAUUCAGGCUUUACUUUGCGACGAAGACAAUUACCCAUGCUCUAUCAACAGAGCUCAAACGGGCGAAAGUGAUACUGCAAGUGUGUUCAGCAUCAGUAUGAAUCUGACGACAGUUGAAGCCAGGGUGCUGUUGGGAAGACCGAGUGACCCCGAGAAGAUUUUUCUGCUUCGACCAAAACAAAAGCACAGGGUAUAAACCUUUUCCAUAUGUCGUGUC
Messenger RNA from Exophiala oligosperma, 4193 nucleotides. RefSeq lists its product as hypothetical. Bases 3336 to 4172 code for a protein of 278 amino acids. The transcript has 5 exons. The record is from RefSeq and is a predicted model, not a curated record. Lineage: Eukaryota; Fungi; Ascomycota; Eurotiomycetes; Chaetothyriales; Herpotrichiellaceae.